GAAGUCACAUGACCGGGGCCAGGCAGAUCACGUGGGUAGAGGGGUGCUUGUGCUGUGUGAUGAGGAGAGAGGGAAAUGGCUUCAGUCCGGUCUGUACGUUCCUAUUCUUCGUCUUCUGUCAUUAACAAUGAUAGGAUCAGCUACCUGGGAGCCAAGAUCCCCCCCGAGGUGGAGGUCAUGGUGAGACAUGUGAGGGAUCUGGAUAAGGAGACGUUCAGGAAGAUCCUAAAAGCUGUGGUGGGUGCUCUUGAAGGAAAAGACUGCAGAGAAGCAGUGAAAGUAAUACAACAGAAUACCUCGCUAUCUGAAGAACAGCUUAGUUUUAUCAUUGCUGGAGCUUACACGCUGUUGCGAGUGGCACUCCGACUUCCAGUAUUAACCCUUAAACAAGAAGCAUUUAGAGAAGAUUUGAAAGAAUUAAGAAUUCCUGAUGAUUUUAUCGGUGACUUCUCUAAUAUUGUUUAUGGAAACAGGCGUCCAAUUCUUGAGGAUUCAGCAUUAAAACAAGAGAUUAGGUUACCAACUGUGGAAGAUUUAAGGUGGAGAGUUGAUGUUGCAAUUUCAACCAGUUCUCUUUCAAGAGCCCUGCAGCCUUCCAUCUUAAUGCAGAUGAAGCUGUCCAAUGGGGAGUCCCAUCGUUUUGAAGUUUCAGUUGCCAAGUUCCAGGAACUGAGAUAUAACGUUGCUCUGAUUCUAAAGGAAAUGAAUGACCUGGAGAAAAAAAAUAUUUUAAAAAUCCAGGACUGAUAUUUUUUUUUAUUGUGCACUUUACACAGGAUUCUGCCUUGAUAGUACCAAUCGGAAUGUCAAUAUAUGGCUACCCAGGUUUUGGAGAUAGUACACGAAUAGAAAACAGAAGCAGUGGAAGUAACUAGGGGUAACGAUGUGUCUCUCUACUAAUUGCAGCACUGAAUUGACAGUAUACAGAGCCCCAGACCAAACCGUUAUUAGUCUGGCUGGUUAGCUCAUUGGUGAUCAAUUGGCUAGGCAUGUGGUCUGUGACAUCGCUAAAGGGUACAAAUGUUAUAUUCUGUAUUUUUUUUGCAAAAUCACCUUUUUAAAUGAAAGGAUAUCAACACAGCAUUGUAGUAACAUUACAGUACACACAUUGGCACUGAAUAUAAAGUGACAAGUGAUGGUGACAGAAAAAAUGUAUGUAGUAUAGGGCGAAGCUGUCCCUUUAAGAGUGGAGGAACCACUCUAAUUGAAUAAAUACAUUUGAACAAAAAAGGUUUUGGCACGACCUCAUAUGUAAACCUUCAUCUUUAUUCAUGUAUACCCUACGGCACCAGAAUUGGGGGGGGGGGAGAUAUCAUAAAACAUUCAUGAUAAAUGUAGUCCAAAUCAAUUUCUCCAAUAUAUCUUCACAGAAAAAGUCCAAUUACCUUGAGAAGGAAAAUCGGAAAGUUCUUCAAAUAGUGCUCCAGAGUGAACAAAAUGCAAACUCGCCAGAGCUUUAAAGUAAAAAAGCCUUGUGGUAUUAAAGUGUUUUUUCCAACCUACAGCAUAAGUGAGAGCGAUCCUUCUAUCCUUGGCACUAAUCAGGCAGUAAAGCUCAGGAAAAACAUAUAGUAUAUGGCAGGGGUGCCCAACCAGUGGCCCGUGACCUCCUGUUUUGGGAUGGCGGGUCGGCAAGCCCAGAUCGCGGGUUGCCAGCCCUUUAUCCCAGAGCAUCAGUGUUGUGAAUGAAGCUGCCGAUAGAGAAAGCAAGUGGCUGCGGGGGGAGCAGAGCCACAUAAGCUGUUGCUUCCUGUAUAGCGCUGGCUCCUGUCACAGGUGGAGUGAUACCAAAUGCACUCUGCCAGGGACAGCAACAGCCGGUGAUGCUAGUAUGGAAUCCUGUUAUCAAAUACCAGUUUGGUACUAAAAUCACAAUGCAUAUAUGGACGUAUCUGUGGGUUACCUGCACUGUGCCGUAAACUUCUGUUAUUAGCCAACCCAAUCGGACCCUCCAUUCACCUCUAUGGAGCGGCAGAUGUAUCUGUCCCCCUUCCGUCUGGGCAGAUCGGAUGGUCCAUAGAGUAGAGUGUCUGUGUUUUCUCUGUAUAUUCAGUGUGGACAUGGGCCUGUCAUCCUCUCGCUCCGCUCAUUGUGGCCCGCGACUGGUUGCCGAAUUGUUUAAGUGGUCCUCGCUCUUCAAAAGGUUGGGCACCCCUGGUAUAUAUGAGUAUAUGUAUCACUUAUGAUUUUAUGGAACUUAUGGUUCUGAAGGUUUACAUAUGAGGUAGCGCCACAACCUUUUUUGCACAAAUUUAUUCAUAUUGGCACUGAACCAUUUUUGACUAUCAACUGCUCACCUUAGCAUAAAAUGGGCACCAAUGUAUGUGUGUAUAUUUCCAUUUAGUGUUAAAUGACCCAAGACCUGACUGUCACACGAACAUUCUUUCGCCAUAUGUUUUACCCGCUAUUUGGAUCAGUAUGAUGGCUGCCAGAAGCUAAUGACCCUGGUUACAGAGGAAAUUACUGAUUGCAUUGCGAAUUCCAUGAAGAAAAAAGUUGACAGUCCAAGCCACCACUGACCAACUUGUGAUGGGAGCAGAUUGUAUCCAGGUGCUAGGGAUGUUUCUGGAAGACUUUGUGAGGAAAGGUGUAUUGCAGUCACUGUGCCAACUCGGCAGCUUACCACUUUUCGGGCAGGUUAUUAUCUUAUCCAUCAUCAUCCAUCCAGGCUCUCUGAUUGGAAACCCUUAUUAAAGUUUACUUCUCGUGCACACAAAUAUGAUGAAAAAGAAAAACGAUCCUUGCUUGGACGUCUGAUGUUGCAUUGCCCAGUCUACAGCAUAGCAGGGAUCAUAAACUUCAGUGUUUGUAACAAAAAUAUAUUGAAGUAUUUCCCUUCAUAGCUUGGCUGGUGAUUGAGGACCAUAAGGUAAGAUGCCUUGGAAUGCUUGUAAUUUAAUUUACAGGAUGGGUACCACCACAUUAGAUGAAGGAGAACAAAUUUUGAUUGGUUGUUAUAGGUUACUGUACACCCCUUAUUCUAGGCACUGUGGUCUUUAAUAAAUAAACUCCAUAUUUCCUCUGGCAUUCUGUAAAUAAAGGUUAAACUGCCACAUGCCUCUACUAUAUUUUAGUAUAAAUAAGCUAUCAUUAAGUCCAUAUUAUGAAUUUCUGUGUCCAGUUAGGUAAUCUGAGAACGCAUAAGGAAAUUCAGCCUUCUGGAGCAUCUGUCUGGCCUCCUGUGCCAAUGAUGCUUGAAAAAGUCAAUAAACGAGUAUUCGUAGUGCUCAUUUUGUAUGCAUGUGCACCUGUGCGUACAUAUAUCGGUUUAAGAUGGAUAUUUAUGUGCCAUAUAAGUUAUUUUUUACAGGAUUAAAAUUACCUUUCAAGCAG
Rana temporaria (common frog) is the source of this 3333-nucleotide messenger RNA. RefSeq names its product COMM domain-containing protein 5-like. Gene Ontology annotation, cellular component: nucleus. The record is from RefSeq and is a predicted model, not a curated record. The coding region runs from base 76 to 747 and encodes 223 amino acids. The transcript has 7 exons. NCBI's taxonomy places the organism in Eukaryota, Metazoa, Chordata, Amphibia, Anura, Ranidae.